Molecule: messenger RNA, 1062 nt
Organism: Pisolithus orientalis
Lineage: Eukaryota; Fungi; Basidiomycota; Agaricomycetes; Boletales; Pisolithaceae
Product: homoserine kinase
Exons: 3
Coding region: 1-1062 (353 amino acids)
Biological process (GO): L-threonine metabolic process
Molecular function (GO): ATP binding; homoserine kinase activity
Source: RefSeq, a predicted model, not a curated record
AUGUCGGACAUACGACCAACCGUUGAGAUCAAAGUUCCUGCCACAUCGGCCAACAUUGGCCCCGGAUUUGACGUCGUCGGUCUCUCACUGUCCCUAUACCUCACACUCACCGUCAAAUUUGGCUCGCCAUCCUCGGAGCCUUUCACGAUCACUUACUCCGGUGAAGGCGCAGACGAGGUCCCCCUUAAUCCAUACCAAAACCUCCUAACCCGUGUUGCGCUCUACGUUCUCCGAUGCAACAAUCAAAGCUCAUUCCCGGCGGACCUUGUCAGUAUCCAUGCUGACAAUCAGAUCCCGUUCGGCCGUGGACUCGGCUCGUCUGGCGCAGCAGUCAUUGCCGGCGUCCUUCUUGGAAACGUUCUUGGAAAACUCAACCUCACGAACGAACGAUUACUGGACUACGCACUCAUGAUCGAGCGCCAUCCAGACAACGUCACCGCGGCACUUGUCGGCGGAUUCGUCGGGUCAUAUCUAAGGGAGCUUGAUUCAGCCGCAACGGUGGCAUCGCAAGUCCCUCUCUCCGAAGUCUUACCCGAGUACCCUCCUGACGCAGGUGAAGAUUGGGGAUUGUCUCCCCCACUCCCUCCAGUGGGCAUUGGCCACUACGUAAAGUUCAGUUGGAACCCUAGCAUCAAGGCUGUCGCAAUUAUACCUCGGUUUGAGCUCAGUACUGCAAAGGCGAGAGAGGCGUUGCCAAUGCAGUAUUCCAGAAAAGACUUGGUUUUCAACAUGCAACGUCUGGCUGUACUGUCAACAGCGUUAGGGCAGUCACCACCAGACCCAGAACUAAUAUACGAGGCGAUGAAAGAUCGCGUCCACCAACCGUACCGAAAAGCAUUGAUUCCCGGACUGCCUGCAGUGACUUCAUUGAUCACUCCCGAGUCACACCCUGGCUUGCUUGGGAUUUGUUUAUCAGGGGCUGGCCCGACGAUCCUGGCGCUGGCAACUCAGAAUUUCAUGGCUAUCGCAGAAUCUGCAAGCGAAAUUUUUGCGGAAGAGAAUAUACAAGUCGACUGGAAACUCCUUGAGGUAGUCGGGGGAAGUGAGGUCAAGGGGGUCUAA